AUGUCCAUGAAGGUCUUCUUUCGUCGAGGAGCGCUUUCAACGCUCGCGCGACGCGCCCCUGUAACCCUACGGUCCCUCCCGCGGAGGGGGCUCACUACACAGCAAAAGGAGAUCGUCAAGUCAACAAUUCCCGCACUACAGGAGCAUGGGGUCACUAUCACCACCCUCUUCUACAAGCGGCUGCUUGAGGCGCAUCCCGAGCUUAAAAACAUUUUCAACACCGCCCAUCAGGCAACUGGCGAGCAGCCGGCAGCCCUGGCGCAUGCUGUGUGGGCGUACGCAUCCAACAUCGACCAGCCCGAGGCCUUGAGUACGGCGGUUUCUCGCAUUGGCCAUAAACAUGCCAGUUUGGGUGUUCUGCCUGAGCAUUAUCCGAUUGUCGGCCAGCAUCUUCUCGUCUCAAUCAAGGAUGUCCUCGGACCCGCCGCCAACGAGCAAGUACUCAAUGCGUGGGCGGCGGCCUACCAGGAGCUGGCCGACAUGUUUAUCAACUUCGAGGAUGAACUCUACAAACAGAAUCGCAAGACACCUGGGGGCUGGAACGGAUGGCGGAAGUUCUUUGUCUCUCAGAAGACCGCCGAGAGCGAAGAAAUCGUUUCCUUCUAUCUGACCCCUGUCAAUAAGGGCGCUCUGCCCAAAUACCAUCCCGGCCAGUUUGUGAGCGUACGAUGCUAUGUUCCCGAGCUAGGCUCCUAUCAACCUCGCCAAUAUAGUUUGUCUGACAUUCCGAACGGCGAACACUUCCGGAUUUCAGUCAAGCGAGAGAGUGCGAGGGAUUCGAGGCCAGCCGGUCGGAUCUCGAAUGUCCUCCACGAGUCACUGCCUGUUGGCGCGGAGCUGGACGUGAGCAUGCCAUUCGGUGACUUCGUGCUCGAUCUGAACGCCACCACUCCAGCCGUGCUAAUCAGCGGCGGCGUGGGCUUGACGCCCAUGAUGUCGAUGUUAAAAAGCAUCGUGAGCCAACAAGGCCAAUCUCGGCGUGUUGUGUUUAUCCAUGCAGCCCGAAAUGGUCGCGUCCACGCCAUGAAAACCGAUCUGAACCGGAUCGUGGCUGAAAAUCCGACCGUUAGCCGCAUCGUCUUCUAUGAAAAUGCCACCGAAGAUGAUACCCAGGGUGUGGACUACGAUUAUACGGGGCGUGUGGAUUUGACUCAGAUCAAAGACAAGGCUGUUCUGCCGGAUGCAGACUACUACAUCUGCGGGCCGCAGCCUUUCAUGAAGGCCCAGAGCCAGAGCUUGGAAGCUCUGGGCGUGGCUCCGGACCGCAUCCACAUGGAGGUUUUUGGCGCUCCGCGUGAUUGA
Aspergillus fumigatus Af293 is the source of this 1302-nucleotide messenger RNA. Its product is annotated as putative flavohemoprotein. Gene Ontology annotation, cellular component: intracellular anatomical structure. Gene Ontology annotation, molecular function: nitric oxide dioxygenase [NAD(P)H] activity; heme binding; oxygen binding. Gene Ontology annotation, biological process: cellular response to nitrosative stress; nitric oxide catabolic process. The record is from RefSeq and is a predicted model, not a curated record. NCBI's taxonomy places the organism in Eukaryota, Fungi, Ascomycota, Eurotiomycetes, Eurotiales, Aspergillaceae.